Molecule: messenger RNA, 2964 nt
Organism: Ustilago hordei
Lineage: Eukaryota; Fungi; Basidiomycota; Ustilaginomycetes; Ustilaginales; Ustilaginaceae
Exons: 1
Coding region: 1-2964 (987 amino acids)
Source: RefSeq, a predicted model, not a curated record
AUGCAUCUCGAUCCACCCGAACUCUUUCUCGAGACCUUUCUGCGCUGCGCCCAUCAAUCCGACCCCACCCACCACACCUCUUCCUUGACCACGACUACACCUAGCCCUAGCACUUACUUCAAUCAACCCUUCUACGGUCCCAGUCUCUCGCUCCUCCAAGGUCACAUCACCGUUCACAACAACAUCUUUACCACCUCGGCUAAACCCAUUCACUCGGACGAAGACAAGGCAGAGGAGUAUUCUGAGCCUGAGUUGCCCGUCCCCAAUUGGCAAAAGUACUAUAUCAAAGUCCUUCCCAUUCUUCAGUCGUCCGGCUUUGGCAAGACUCGGAUGUGUGUGCAACUGAGCACCAUCAGUCCUGGUAUGCUCAUUUGCCUUCGCCACAAGACACAAGCUGACGACAAACAACACCAAGAGUCCUUUCCGCCCCAAGACUCGCUCGUCUUUGAGUACUUUCAGCGCUGCAGGGAUCGUAUCUUCAACGCCGAGUUCCCAACGACCCCGGAAGAUCAUGAGCGCUUCAACCAAGCCCAUCUAGGCGUACUCGCCUGGCUUGCUAUAUAUUGCAAAACCAUCGCUUUCUACCUCGAGCAGCUCAAACGAAACGCCCAUGAUUGCUUCGGCACCCCUCGCCGAUGCGAUUCCGAUCCACGCCUAUGCUGGCAGACUAUUGUCUAUCAACUCGCCGUGGCUAUUCACUCGCCCUCUUCCGGAUUCCUUCCCAACAAGCUUUUCGAACAGCCUCAAACGUGUCCUCGCAUCCCUCUUGUACAAGAUCUUUCGGAUUCGCUUAGCAGCAACGACGCCACCACUACCUCCACUCCCACAGAGCAACCAACAAACCGAACAAAGGCCGAGCUGUACGCACAAAUGCAAACUCCACCGCAGCUCUUCGGCACUCGCAGGCUACGCAGUGUCAUGCUCGAAUACAUUUGCAAGUCCGCCACCGAACUGGACCAAGAAAUGUGCAUACAGCUCGCAGCGUGUCUCAAAGAGCCCGAACUCCUCGUCACGGCAAUAGAAGAGUAUCUCAAGCCGCAUCUUGACCGACUUGAGCAAUCGGCGCCGGACAAGACGGCGCAGUCUUUCUCCUUCAUCGCAUUGGAUGAGUGCGGUUCCAUGCCCGAUCUCCUUCAGAUCAUACGUCGAGUCUGGUUCCAUGCCUUACCCAUGUCGACGUGGAUUCUUCUCAUUGAUGCCGACCCCUGUCUGGUGCCGCUUGCCGAGGACACCUCUCACAAAAGCUCGCGACGCACCUCCAGUGGCAGCAGGCAUCGCGUCACCCAACCUUUCUCGUUCAUGCCCCUUGAUGUCAACUUUUCCGAGCAACAACGCCAAAACCUCUUUGCUGACGUCCCAACCUUAACACUCCGGAAGCUCAAUCAGCUGCUUCCGACGCUUGGUAGGCCCUUGUGGUAUAACAAGCUUUAUCACAGCGAGCAGGGCGUAAUCUAUCCGCGCGCCAUCAUCGACAAGCUCCUCUACCCUGCCGGGUGGCAAUGGAAUUUCCGUCCAUUUUGGAUGCAUCACGACGCAAUCAAUCAAAACCUCUUGGCAUUGGUCUCGCAGCGCAUCUAUCUCGAGGUCUCCAGUCGAUCCGCUCCCAAGUCAUGGUAUGGAUUUAUUCAGAAUCAGAUUGGACAGCAUCUACGCUUCAUAGGCCGUAUCUACUCCGCCUCCGACUCCAUCAUCACCAACACACCGAGCGAGCCACCUCUCAGCGCCGCUGCUGCCUGGUUCUUUCGCGGUGAACCCAAGGACACACAUCUCAAGUGGGGAAAGGUAAUCGAGGCCCUCGUCCAUGCCAAUGAGCCUGUCGGCUUCAACCUCGGCACCAAGGGCGAGCACGGCGUUGCUGUGCUCUGCACCAUGGCUAUUGAUGUCGCCGCCUCGCAACUCUACUCGGACGUUUUGAAGCAAUCUCUUUCGCCCUCUGCCAACACCUCGAGCAUCUAUGCUGCUGUCUUUGGCCUUGUCCCGGUCCGUAGAUGGCUCAGAUGGCUCAUCGGAGGUCGAAUACAUCAUGCUGCCUUUUCGUUCCCUCCGCCAACGACUCACGUCGGCUCUGGCGAGGAUGGCGGUCACGUCGGCUCUGGCGAGGAUGGCGGUCACGUCGGCGAUGCGAUGGAGGAGGACUCUGUUGCAUCAUCCAGCGCGGACUUGGAGUCUGAAUCGAUGAGUCCGAACUCUGCCUUUGCCGCAGCAGGCACGAUGGAUGAGACAUCUGCACUGUGGCGCUGGGCCGGCCGCGCCUGGCUCAACUUCAAGCAUAUUGUUCCAUCGGAAGAUCAAGUGAAUGCGCAGAAAGUCUUGGACGCAGAAGAGCUCGUCCAGCUCUGGUUCCGACAGGCUGCGGCACAAUGCAUCACAAACCAAUCUGGUUGGGACUUCCUCAUUCCCGUCUACGAAUCGAACACCAACGAAGCGCCCAGCGAUGCCGAGAUGUUCGACAAGGCGAAGCUGUCGUACAUUGCCAUUCAGGUCAAGAAUUGCAUCAAGCGGCCAAGCAAGGCGGUGAGGGAUGGCGAGGUGGGGCCUCGUUUGGCGAUGGCCGAAGGGAAGCAAAAGGAAUGCCUCGAGCUGUUCUUUGACCUCAAAGGGCAUCACGAUCACCAGCAAGGUCACAUGUACUCGCAGCGACGGCACCCGCAACCAAAGACGGACACACCUCUAACGCAAGCAGACCAGCGAGCACGUCAGCUGCUGCGUCACCACCUCUACAUCGCGGGGCAAGACAGCGCAACAUUUCCGCAGCUCAAUUGGCUCCUCAGUCCGGCCAAGGAGCAGGUGGCAUUGCUCUUUGGCGGUGCUGACUCGGUUGAGACGGUUGAUUUCGACCAGAUGCAGGCGAGAUAUGUGCGCGACCAGAAGAGUCAGAGCGAACAAGAUGCAUGGGACGAGGCACAGGCGCAGAUGCAUGGCGUGCUUGUUAGUAUGGUACCAAAAGUGUUGAAACGCGUGUGA